This is a messenger RNA of Hypanus sabinus (Atlantic stingray), 2704 nucleotides long. Its product is annotated as cytochrome P450 2C23-like. Gene Ontology annotation, biological process: xenobiotic metabolic process. The coding region runs from base 676 to 1950 and encodes 424 amino acids. The record is from RefSeq and is a predicted model, not a curated record. Gene Ontology annotation, molecular function: heme binding; oxidoreductase activity, acting on paired donors, with incorporation or reduction of molecular oxygen, reduced flavin or flavoprotein as one donor, and incorporation of one atom of oxygen; iron ion binding. NCBI's taxonomy places the organism in Eukaryota, Metazoa, Chordata, Chondrichthyes, Myliobatiformes, Dasyatidae. Gene Ontology annotation, cellular component: intracellular membrane-bounded organelle; cytoplasm. The transcript has 10 exons.
UAGAUUAAUCAUUUAUUUAUGAACAGUAAACAUUUGACCACACAUUCAUGUACCCCAAGUUACAGACACUACAAAGCUGAAUAUUCUACAAACAUACUUAGUUAACAGUGUGCUCAGAGCAUACCUUCCCAGUGGCCAUGUACACCACUUGCCUUAAACAAAAGAGAGCUCGAACCUACCACACGUGUUCUCUAGUAUAUAUGCCUGGGAUAUUUGAAAUUCAACACCAGGCAUCUAAUCAAUGGGAAAAGCAGCUGCAGUUUCUAAACUAAUCAAUCAUGUCAGAAGCUACUAUCCACAAUCAGAAUAAACCACACCCCCUACAGGACACCUAGUCCCUCUGUAUCACCUCCUUAAAUAAGAAGGCACAGUAAUACCUCACUUCCUGAGGAGAUUGAGGCAAGUGAGGCUCUCUACCCACUCACCCCAUCUUCUCUGCAUUUUAUAGAAGCACCAUUGAGAGUGUCCUGACAUGUUGCAUUUUCAUCUGGUACGGGAGCAGCAGAGUAUCAGUCUACUUCCCAGCAAAGGACAUGUGAGAGUGGCACUUAGUAUUAUCAAGGAUCUCUCCCAUCCAUCCAUCCAGCAUCCUCUUUGACAUUCUACAUCAGGCAGCCACAAAACAAAUAAACCUCAGAGGAGCCCAUUAAAGAAAAAGAAGACUGCAAACAUCCAAUGGGGGAAGGAGGGGGAGAGAGAGAGAUGAAAGAGAGCAUUCAGCUUACAUGCUGUGUGCCUGUGAUACUGCUGCAGCUGAGUGAGCAGUAUGGCCCCGUGUUCACCUUCUGGUUUGGCAGCUGCCCUGCGGUGGUGGUGUGUGGUGCCGAAGUGAUGAGAGAGGCCCUGAUUGACCACGGGUAUGACUUCAGCGGCCGAUAUCUCAUACCCGCCAUCAAAAAAGUCUCAGACGGCUACGGAAUUAACUUCAGCAGUGGCGAGAGAUGGAAGCAGCUUCGGAGAUUCACUCUCAGUACCUUGAGGAAUUUUGGAAUGGGGAAAAAGAGUGCUGAGGAGAGGAUUCAGGAGGAAGCCCAGUUUCUGGUCACAAGUUUCAUGGAUAAGAAAGGUGAACCUUUCAACCCAGACUUUCUCCUGCGAUGUGCAACAUCAAACAUCAUCUGUUCCAUCACCGUUGGAAAACGAUUUGGUUACAAAGAUAAACAAUUUCUCUGGCUAAUGGAGCUGGUUGCAGAAAUUACCGUCAGUUUGACUGGCCCCUGGAUACAGUUGUACAACACCUUCCCAAGGAUCAUGGAUUUCCUGCCUGGACCUCACCAAAAGUUCUUCCAAAAUAUCACAAACUUGAGAAGUUUUCUGGCCAAGACUAUUCAAAGCCACAAAGAAACUGUCCAGAAAGACUCCCCCAGGGAUUACAUCGACUGCUUCCUCACGAAGAUGGAUGAGGACAAAGAUGAGCUUAACUCUGAAUUCUUUCAAGAAAACUUGUUGGUGUCGACAGAGAGCUUGUUUCUGGCUGGAACUGAAACAAGCAGCACAACACUGUGCUGGGCUCUUCAAAUCCUGGCAAAGUAUCCGGAAGUUCAAGAGAAGAUUCAUAAUGAGAUUGAUGAUGUGAUUGGAUCUCAUCGAAGACCUGCAAUUGAAGAUCGAGUGAAGAUGCCAUACACUGAUGCGGUCAUCCACGAGGUCCAGCGAUACAUCAACAUCACUCCCAUGAGCCUUCCACACAUGGCAACAAGUGAUGUGAACUUCCGAGGAUAUUUGAUACCCAAGGGUAUGCUUGUGAUGCCUGUCCUUUCAUCUGUUCUGAAAGACAACAGCCUCUGGGAGUCACCGGAAUCAUUUAAUGCAAAUCAUUUCCUUGAUGAAAAUGGAUGUUUCAAAAAGAGUGAAAAUUUUGUGGCAUUCUCAGCAGGAAUAUGUAUACACUUAUUUAUUUUAUUGACUUUUCUCUCUGCCCACUUGCAAGAGGACACAACCUUGUCAUAGUGUUUGGAGGCUUGUAUGCCUCAAUGACCCAGAGAUCUAUAUUGGAAGGAGUACGGGCUUUAUGCAUUGGCUCUGGGUAGGGUCACCCAUGUCAAACAGAUUAAAGGGCAGAGGCCAGACCAACAGCAGUCCACCAGUCAUCCAAGUUCCGGGGUUCAGCUCAGGGCGAACAACUCUGACUGGUAAUGAAAACUGAUAGGCAAUUGAAUGGCAGAGCAGACUUGAUGGGCCAAUUAGCCUAAUACUGCUUCUAUGUCUUAAGGUCUUAUGUUCUAAAACAGAAAUAGCAAUGAACAAUCCUUCUACAUCUGAGUGUGUCGGUAUUCCUGAGUCUUCACCAGGGACUUGCAUGACAGCAGUGAAAACUGAGCCACUGACAUGAUGAAGGAAGGCCUGAAGACCAUCAGAUCCAUUAUGAUCGUAAAUACCAACGGUGUAACAGGCUGCUGCAGUUCUCCACCCAAGGAAAGGCUGAUCGCAGAAUAAGUCAAAGUUCAAAGCAUCACAAUUCUUUGCUGAAACCCAAAAUGAUCCAAAUCAGCAGACUUGCUGCUUUCUGUUGACCUUCCUAAACUGAGGUGCUGACUCUGGGCACAUUACACUAACUGGAGUCAGACAGAGCCAAACAUCAAAGUGUGCAUGAGGAGAUUCCUUUAUACUGAAGCAGGAGUAGAUUGUUCAUUUCUGCACACACGAAAAUCACACAGUGAGGAUUACCCAGUGUUGUGACUGCGAAUUAAGUUACCAGAGAGAC